Panicum virgatum (switchgrass) is the source of this 964-nucleotide messenger RNA. Its product is annotated as mitochondrial inner membrane protease subunit 2-like. Gene Ontology annotation, cellular component: mitochondrial inner membrane peptidase complex; membrane. Lineage: Eukaryota; Viridiplantae; Streptophyta; Magnoliopsida; Poales; Poaceae. The transcript has 3 exons. Gene Ontology annotation, biological process: mitochondrial respiratory chain complex assembly. Gene Ontology annotation, molecular function: serine-type endopeptidase activity. The record is from RefSeq and is a predicted model, not a curated record. The coding region runs from base 170 to 664 and encodes 164 amino acids.
GAGGAUUCGGUCCAGCAGGAAUCCAAGUCGACUCCUACGCUGACUUUUCUCUGCAGCUACCAGACCACACGCCGCCGUCGCCGUUCUCCCAGACGGGACGGGAUCAUCAGUUCAUCACCGGCGGCGGAGGCGCCGUCCUCCCUCGGGCGGGUUCCUCUACGCUCCGCACAUGGCGCGGAGGGCGUUGGCCGCCGUUUGGCCGUUCGUGAAUGGCUGCAUCACCGGCACCGUGCUCGGCAUGACCUUCGCCGACCAGUGUGCCUCCGUCGUCACCGUGGACGGCGGCUCCAUGUACCCCACCCUGGACGCCGAACAGGGCGAGCGCGCGCUGGUGGAGAAGCGCUGCCUCUACCGCUACGACCUCUCCCGCGGCGACGUCGUCGUCUUCCGGUCGCCGAGGAACCACCGUGAACUGCUGGUGAAGAGGUUGAUUGCGCUGCCGGGGGAUUGGAUUCAGGUCCCGGAGAAUCAAGAGAUCCGGCAGAUCCCGCAGGGACACUGCUGGGUAGAAGGGGACAAUGCCAGCGUCAGCAUGGACUCGAGAUUCUAUGGCCCUGUUCCUUUGGGUCUGAUGCAGGGCAGAGUCACGCACAUAGUCUGGCCACCUCACAGAAUUGGUCGAGUUGACAGAAAAAUGCCAGAAGGAAGGAUUAUGCCACUAUGACCUUUUUAGAACUCUUGUUUUUUUUUUUGAGCAACCCUUUUUAGAACUCUUGUUAGGUUGGUUAUCCUGCAUUCUUUUUCCAUUUUAGGGCAGGAGACCACUAUGAAUACUAUUGACUGAUGCCUGUACUGCACUACACUGUCAAAGGCAGUGAAUUAGAGGAUGUGACACUUUUGGUGACAGUGAGAAUAUUAUCUCUGGUUGCAAAUUAACCUUCCUGUCAGUUGUAACCUUGUAGGAAAUGUCUAGCGAGGAGCUUUACUUUUUGAUGUGACUCAACACUAAAAUCUUCCCAUUCCA